Messenger RNA from Microdochium trichocladiopsis, 2697 nucleotides. RefSeq lists its product as uncharacterized. The transcript has 3 exons. Lineage: Eukaryota; Fungi; Ascomycota; Sordariomycetes; Xylariales; Microdochiaceae. The record is from RefSeq and is a predicted model, not a curated record. Bases 1 to 2697 code for a protein of 898 amino acids.
AUGGCCCCUCGCGGCAAAGGCAAGAAGAAGGGUCGUGGCGGCAGAAAGGCGACACAGCCAGCUGGUCCUGUCGCCGCAACGCCUGUCAGCAACGCUGGACCGUCGGCAGCAUCGCCGGCCCGAGCCGCCGCCGCCUCCUACAGUCUCAGCGCUGGAGCUGUCGAGCCCGAGGUCCUCGCCGUCGCACCGCAGGCGCCCGCUUUCACACACAAGAGCCUCUUCGCCGUACCUGCGUCCUGGAACGAACCGGAAAAGUCCUGGGCACAAUCCUACCGCUUCCAGCCCAUGGUGGAUGCGGAUGGCGAGUGGUACACCUUCAAAGUCGUGGAGGAUGCGUCAAAGCAAUGGGUCGAUGCAUUCAAGUCCCACAUUCUGAACACCAUCGGCCUCACGCUCUUUCAGAAGGAUGAAGAGGAUGGCAACUUGCCCCUUGUACUCGACAGCACCACAACAGGUGACGUCUGGGUCACAAAGAACCUCGUUGGCAAGGAUGGCAGACUCUUGUAUGGUGGUCGCCUUGGAGGCAAUCCAAACAAGAGUGUCAAGAUUCGACUUACAGGCCAACGCGGCGUAUCUGUCGAUGGCGUUCAGCAGCCCGGCUGGCAAUGCCUUGGAGAGGGCAUCACCCUUGCCAGCAAGAUCCGUCUGGGAAAGCCAGCCCGCAUCCCCGCCAGCGUGGAGAAUCUCGUCUCCGACGUCAACUUGCCUGAGGUCGAGAUCCCUGAGGCUGGGCCGUUCUACACGCUCCAUGAUGUCUGGUUUCAGACGAUCGUUGGAAACAGCGAUACCUUUGGCGAGAAGUUCAAGCUCGACGAAUCUGUUCUCCAUACCAUGAACGACAAAAAGCGACGGCACGAGAUCAUCGCGUCGCUCAUCGAAGCCUCCCAGCAUGCCGGCACCUGGGAUCUUCUCGGAGAUGGUCCUGUUCACCCACGCGACAUGUACGAAAAGCUCAAGGCCUUUGAUCCUCAGCGAGAUUCAAAGGAGUGCGACAAGUUUGAGGAACACAUCUAUGGCAUUCGAGAGCGUGCGGUCGUGCCCAAAGGCAGCGACAUCCGCGCUGACUCGAUCGUGCUGCCCAGCGGCAAGGUCGUCGAGGAUACGUCCGUCUUGAACCUCACCCCCGGCAUCUCCGCGCGCGACAUUGUGGUCUGGGGCGCUUACGACGGAGCCACGAAGAACAUGGCCGAUUGCUACAAGAUGCAUUGUGGCUACAUCUUCGGCUCGCAGCAGACUAUCAACGCCCACUACAAGGUCAGCCGCAUGCUCACACAGCUAAACAAGCACGAUUUCCGCAUGUUCCGUCUGCUCUCCAUGCCUCCGCACUCGACUAUUCUCAACACCACGAGCGGUCGUUAUGUAGCCGAGCAGUGCAUGGUUUCCUACGACGACUCGGUCAAUCCCGAACUGCUCAGAAUGGGCCAGGCCCUUGCCCAUGGUACUCUGGAACAGGACAGCCUUGGGCGCCUGGCUUGUAUUGCGUUUUGUUUCCCCAUCGCUCAGGUUCUGCGGGACUCCCACCACAUCGCACGCAAGGCCAUCGGCCUUCCGGAGUCUGACACAAAGACUCACGCAGCUGCCACUGCUGGUGAGAUUGUCAUUGGUCAGAACUGGUCGAUGCCCAUGGAGCGCAGCCAGCUCUUCCAGGCCCUGUCAUGGAUCCGCCUUCCGGUAUGCGACAAGAACGGAGUGGUCUACAAGUACAUGUACUUGCGUCCGACCUUAUCCAAGGUGUACAAAAGUGAGAGUAGCGGCAGCAAGGAAGAAGGACUCACAUACAGCAUCAACCCUGGACCAGGCGACAUGCAGUACAAUAUCGGAGACCAUUCACAGUUGGAAGAAGGCCAGAUGGUUGCGGUCACCUGGGAAACCUACGUCAAGGGCCGGGGCCCUCACCCUUAUCGAGUCGCAUCUGUCCCGGUUCCGGGCCCGAUCGAGGGUGACAUCUGGGACCGGACUGGAGACAUUGCGGUGCAGAUCCAGUACAAAGGGGCCAAAGACGGUCUCAACCACAUCCAAUACCUCACCCAACCUGGCGGAAGAGCCAAAGAAGUCACAUCAAACAUGUCCCAUGCAGCCAAGGUCAUUGCUGGUCUCACCCUGCCCGUCGCCCAGCCAUUGACUCACCUCGCCAUGCUUGAGUCGUGGCACUGGCAGCAUGGUGCUCCUGACUGGUUCAAGGCGACAUGCCACCCGCGUGUUCAUGAAUACAACUUCGACUAUUACGACCGGGUUUGGCGCGUCACACGCGUGAGAGGCCCUUCGUUCGGCAGACCUCAGAUCGUCGGUGGAGGCACAGAGGUGAGCACGGCAACCUUCGAGGCGAACUACAACCGCCUAGUCGAGCUGCUGCGCGACCACCCCAAGUACAUGGUCGGCACACAAGUCGGCAGCCAGUCAAAGUGCUGCGAACAUGUCCAGAGAUGGAACCUGGGUUCAGUUCCGCAGUAUGAGCCAUAUCUGAUGCGGCUUUCCAAUGGAGAAGAGGUCUGCACCUGUCUGAAAUGUGCGCCUCUUGGUCGACCAUGCAUCUUCCUGAAAAGUGGAGGUGAUCAGCGCACUGAUGACAUCCGUGGCAUGGGCAUCUGGAAGCUGGUGACCGGAGAUGUGAGCGGCCACCAAUACAGCCGGAAGACCGUACUUGAGUCGAGGCUGCUCGCAGACCUUGCGGCACUGAACGGUGGCGACGAGGAAUAG